Molecule: messenger RNA, 7831 nt
Organism: Klebsormidium nitens
Lineage: Eukaryota; Viridiplantae; Streptophyta; Klebsormidiophyceae; Klebsormidiales; Klebsormidiaceae
Source: the annotation of a GenBank genome assembly
CCAAAACUUAGGCGCAAACUGGAGUCGAUCGUCCUUCAACUUCAAGUUGGAACUUUCAAGAAAUUUCACGGCCCUCCCAAUGAAGUCACAUCAGUGUCCAAGGAACCCCGUCAUGGCGGACCAACAGGCAGGCUGAACGCCAGCUGAGCAGAGCCUGAAGGAUUUGCAAAAUCUGAUGUUGCCAAUCUUUUGUAGUCUCGACGUAGGCAAUGCAUCCUCUUGAAGCGGAGGCCAUGUGAAUAUUGUAAAAAGGAGCCGGCGCUGCAAUUGAACGAUAAAAGAUGGAAACUCACAGUGCAGAGGGGGCCUCACAGAGAACCUCUCAUGACAACGAGACCGCUUGGAGCGAAGAUGGUAACGGUUUUCCUGAAGAUGAAGCGUCCCCAGACUCCAAUGAGUUUACGAGCCUGCUCCAGAAUCUCCUUGGUACGACGGAUACGCAGCCGGCGUCCAGUGUCCGCCCUCCCAACCCUGGGGAAGUCUUUCUUCCCAUCCCCUCGGGCCCCUCCUUUGCCCAGCAGCUAUGGGAGGAAGAAGAGAGGCGACAGUCGCUGCUAGACAAGAAAACCCUGGGGUUGGAUGAUUCCAAUCCUGGCUCCCAGUCAGCCUCAACCUCCGGUUCUCCCCAAGUCAAACAUUCUCCGGGCAGCGUGCUCCCCGAUACUGACACCAAACCACAGCUCACAAGCAGGCUCAUCGGCAACGAUGCGCUCGGUGUCAAGAGCACCGUGUUCAUUCCCGUCACGCCCAUGCGGGGGGAGCGCCGCACGCGCCUCUCUGAAUCUCCUGAAGCUUCCGGCAGCUUCUCGCGACUGAUUGACACGACUUCUGGUGCGGCUGCAAAUGCUCCUGGUUCGCAGCAUGCAGUUUCAGCUCCUGCACUGGAGAGGGCCGCUAGCAACGUCAGCGCUAGUGCAAAUGCCCUGGGGAGUGCUGCACCCAAACGAGAACUGUGGGCGGACUCGGUCAGUGAUAGGGAAGACCCGACACCUCAGAUGGAGGACAGGAGCGCGAAAUGGACGCCGGAGCGGGCUAACAGCGCUCCUUCUUUUGAGAGGCUGCCAACCUGGGGUCGUGGCAGCGCGCCAGCCACUAGUAGCUUGCCACCUGGCGCUGGGCGGGGCCACGGGACCCCAGCAGCUGGUCGGCCCGCCGAGUUCCCUCCUUUGGGGGGUGUCCAGCCUGGCCGCGGGCACCCCCCUGAGAAGGACGCGGUUGUUGUGGUCGACAAAAGGGACUUUCCGGAGCUUCCGAGGGUUGCUCCAAGGGGGACGGACGGGGCGGGGAAGAAGGAAGGGGGGGUGCCGGCAGGGCCGAGGGCGGUGGUGCAGUUGAAGAAGCUGACAGAUUUGAGCACGACCCUGUCACCGCACAAGAACGCGUGGGCGUGCUGGAACCCAGUAACGGGGUCGAAGGAGAGCCAAGAGGACAUCGAGGCGGCUCAGAGGGAGAUGGCGAAGGAGCUGCAGGCAACCCACCAGAGAUUAGACGCUGAAAGUUGGGACGACGAUGAACGAGCCGGGCCAAGACCAGGGUCCCUCGAGAGUGACGCUGAGGCUCAGUUCGUUUGGGAACAGCAGCAGGGGUUUGGGCGCGGCAGGGGGGUCGCAGGAAGAGGGAACGGACCCACGUUUGGGAGGGGGGUAGGGCGGUGGCCAGGAUACGGCCGAGGGGGCGGAGAAGCGGAAGCAGGCUCCCUGGAUAAGGGGUACCCGCAGGAGGGUUUUGGGUCGCCGAGAGGGCUUGGGAGUGGAGGCGGUCAGCCGCCGCAAGGUGUGCGGCCGCCGAGGACGUUUUCUUCCCGCUCUGAUGCCGCUGACACCUGGCGGCGGAAGGACCCGCUGCCUGCUCGAGACAGCCCCCCUGCAAAUGCAACCUCACCGGACCAGGGCGACGCUUUGGCCCCUCCGGAAAGCUCUGGAAGCGCACCCCCCGAAAGCAAUUCUGAGGGACCAGCGAUCUCGGAUGAGUCGCAUCAGGGGGAAGGGACGAAGGCGUCUGUGCCGCCUGCUGAGCAACUGGAGGUCGGGGGUGUCAACGGGGGAGGCUCUGCAAACGGCCAGGGGGUGGAGUCGGUCAGCUGGCAAGCAGAGGGCGACGGUUUGGCAGCAAGAAAUAGCUCAGGGGUCGCCGUUGCUGAGGCGCUUGGAGCGGUGGCACCAAAGGAGGACGUGCAACUGGGCCAUGAAGCUGGGAACAAGGACGGUGUCGUGCGCGAAGAUUUGAAAAGUGCGGGGGUUUCGAAGGAGAGUGAAGCGGAAAUGGGCGCUUCCUCCGACCAAUCGGAAGCAGAGAGAGUGGUCAGUCACGCGGAAGGGGGGUCAAGUCCAGCCUCUGACGUCGGCCUCGCAGUCGGCCAGACGACUGGUCAUUCUGUAGUCGACACUGCGAAUCAGAGUGUGUCGCUGAAGACUCCGUCGGAGGCUCUGCCAGCUUGGAUACUUGCGAGAAUGAGUGCGGCCACAAUGUCUGGGAGCAGUAGCCACGAGGAGGGGGCCCUUUCAGACAGCGGCGACAUGCACCAGGCUGAGCCCAUGGCGCCAGCAGAAGCACAGCAAACGGAGCACGCGUGGUCAGAAACGGACCCUGUCAGGACACCGAGCUUGUCGGCGCAGUCCGCUGGACCUCUCGAACCCGGACCUCAUAAAGUUGAGCCUCUUCCGAGCAAUUCCUUCAGAACGGAAGCCUUCAAGACUUCCGCUCCUUCUUCCGAAGCUCCAGAAGCGGAAGCUCCCAGGAGUGACCCCCUCGACAUCAUUCCUCCUCCCGUGGUGAAAACACUUCCACCGCAAGUUGCGAACCCCUUCAACCAGUCAAACCAGGGGGGCUUCGGGGGUCAAACCCCUAUGCACUUCGGCGCCUUUUCGAAGCAGCCGGAGGGUGUCCAACCCCAAAACCCGAAAACCUUCGGUUCACCCCCCACAAACCCUGAGGGGUUAAGCCGAACCUCCUCCUCGUCCUCUCCCAGAGGUUUUGCAGACCUGGAUGCAGCGAUCAUGGCUGCGAAACAGAGCCGGUUCAAGAAGCCGGGGGUCUCUCCGACGGGUUUUGCACACCCCCCCGAGAAGUGGGUGAAGAAGGAGCCGGUCACAGUUUGGCUUCCGACCUCAGCGGCGGCGCCUGGGGUGCCCCUGACACCAGCGUGGGUGCCCAAAGCAGAGUCCGGUUCAGCGUCGGGGGGCGAAAGCGGAGAGAAUCUUACCCCCCAGGAGGAAGUCGAAGCCAAGCCAGAAGAAAGCACUUCCCCUGUCAAGAACCCUGCGGCUGACCCUCAGGCGUUGAGCACCUCUACACUUGAGGAGUCUGAGAAGACUGUUGAAGCAGGGCAGUAUGUCAGCAAGGCGAACGGUGAUGUCAGCGCAGAGCCGGCAGCCAGCACGGCGCCUGUUGCUGCGCCCCUCAGCAAGGCAGGCAGUGAUGUCAGCCGGACAAGUGGUGAUGUCAGCGUUGAAGGGACCUCUCGCAAACUGCCACCGGCCAGUACUGCGACGCCACUUGGCGAGCCGCCGAAGCCUUCGUCGGAGCCGUCAUUGUCGAAUCGGCGGGACUUGCUGAUGCAGCUCAUUACGCAGCGCUGGAGGGCGCCACUUGGCAAGCAGCCAUUGGUCCGGGUGGAGGCCAAGAGCGACGAGUCAGGCUCGGAGCAUGAGGGGGCGCCCAUUCACACCAGAAGGGCCGGUUCGCACAGCCCAUCGGAGGGGAGCGAGAAAGCAGUGAAGACUGCGGGAACGAAAAGGGGAACGGAGAGGGGGCCGGAGGUGCGGCCGAUCGAGGUGGUGCCAUUUCCGGGGUACACAGCCACGGAGUUGCGGGAGCGGCACAAAAGGUUGGAGCAGAAGAGGCAGGAGGAGGCCGAGCACACCAGGGGUGUGAAUGGGCACCAGCACGAGUCGACUGGAGUGCUGGAAGGUGCAAACGGAGAGCCUGAGGAAGCGAAGGGCGAGGCGCGCAGUGAGAACGGGCGCCCUCAAGAAGCGGAUGGUGUGAAUGGGGACCGGGUGGGCGCUGAGAACGAGCACCCCAGAAGUGUCGAUCUCUUCUCGGGUGUGGCCAGCGGCGCGAGUGCGAAUGGGCGCAACUGGACCGAGGAGGAUAUUCCCACCAGGGCCGCAGCUUGGGAGGCAAACCUGCAGCGGGCGGGGCUUGUUUCCGGCAGCGCUGCCCCCAGGGCAAAUAAGCAUGCUGCCCCUGGGCAGUCGUCAGCUGGCGACCUGGCGAUGUCGCAAAGGGCAGUUGAAAGUCUGGCGGCGAAAACGGGGGUGAGAUUCGCUUGGGUGCCCAAGAAGGGGGGGGGCGGGACCCCAGGAAAGCAGCCCCCGGUUGAGACGUCCAACUCUAAGGAGACCCAAAGAGGGGAGGCCGGAGAGGGGGAUACAAAGUCGGCUGUUGACUCGCUUGCAGUCGGUCACGGCGAAGGUGCUGAGGAGUUGGCGGCGCCAGCUGGCAGCCCGUCAAGAGUUGGUGUACAAGUAGCGCCUGUGAUCGACGACGCAGCUGUGACGGCUAGCGGGGCUGCAAAGGAUAGCAACGGACCUGGUGUAUCAGCGGCCUCUGCUGUGGAAGCAGAUCAACCGGCUGUUUCUGAGACCAAGGUUUCUGAGCAACCAGCAAGCACCGGACGCUCGGACGAGGAUGGGCAGCCGGAGGUUAUCAGGAAAGUGCAUUCUGACGUUGCCAGCCAGUCGGACCAGGUCGAGACGGCCGACGGGCAUCGAACACUUGCGAACGGCACCGGUGAUGUGGGGCAGAAGUCCGAUGGUUCUGGAAGGGAGCAGACGGUUUCGGACGGCCUGGAAGAAUCGGGGACGAUGUCAGACGGCGCUGGGGAUAUUCGGGCGAGAUCGGACGGUCCAGCGGCGUCGAGCGGAACUCAGCAGCCGGGAGAGGUCGGGGUUUCGGACGCCACGACGGUCCAGGCACCCAGUGCGACGGAACCGGUUGCACAAACAACCAUUCAGAUUGUGCGGCCAGAAACUGCUGUGGAGUCGGUCUUAAAGCCGGAGCUUCAGGAAGCCGCGCCGAGCGAAAAGGCUGCGCAAGGGAGACUGAGUCCGAGCACAGAGGCGACAGCGGCCGGAUCAAACGAUGUCAGCGCCGUGGAGAGCGACGUCAGCAGAGGGCAAGGGCAGGGUGAUGUCAGCGGGGGUCAAAGUGACGUCAGCUCGAGAGAGGGUGACGCAAGCGGAGGGGCGAGCACGUCGACUCCGAAGCCGAAGCCCAAGAUGCUCUGGUCUGAUGACGUAGAAGAGAGCGAAGCCGCCGAGAUGCGGAGUGCAGCAGCGGGCGAGAGGCCGACGUCCUCGGGGCAAGGAGACGUGCGAGCGAGUCCGGUUAGUGCUAACCACUCCCGGGGUAUCGGCUCUCUGGGCAACAGCCUGCCGAUCGAGACGACGGUUAUGGGCACCGGCCCUGGAACGGCGGAGGGGGAGCGGCCGGCAAAGCUGUCACAGCAGAAGAGCGGGUUUGGCACAGGAGCGUUGCAGAAGCUGGGGUCGGAAGCUGCGGCUCCUCGGGAUGCAAACCAGAACGGGUUAGCGCCUAACCCGAGCGUGAGCAAGUCCGAGGGCGACGUGUGGACGUUCCCCGAAGAGGCCUUGUUGCCGUCCGAGUCGUCCGAGACCUCUGCAAAAGUUGCGCGCAUCGGCGCGAACAAGGCCCUCAGCAGCAGAGGCCUUGUUGGAGAGAGCAGUGCUAAGAUGGAGGGGCGGGGUGCUGCGGCAAAGGCCAGGACAGGGCCUGCUGCGAAGAAAAUGGCGUUAGACCCCUCCGACGAGAACUUCGAGCGAAUCUUCCUGGAUGCGUCAGAGAAGCUGGCGUUCAAAAUGGGGCGGCCGUUCGACAUCUCCGUUCUGAACAACGAGCUGAAGAAGCGAGUACCCGGCUUCGACAUCAAGGACAGCAAGUUCACGCGGUUCUUGGACCUGUGCAAGGCGAUGGAGGACAAGGGCCACGUGCGUCUAUUCCGCGCCAGCAACAUGACGUUCGCCGCUCUCCCCGACGACCCCGCUCAGUACGGCUGGGGUCCUAACGGUCUGUACCAACUUCCCCUCGGUACUGACCGCCCGAAAACGGAGCGGACGUCCAAACCCCCUUCCCAGAACCUCCAAACUUUUCACUCAGCAGGGGGCAAACUUGCGGGCCAUUCGGAGCCCCCCAAAGCGGCGCCCACUCGCGCCACAAGCGCGAGCACCUUUAAGAAACCGGAGGGUUUGGCUCCCGUCAAGAGCGCUAACCCGGCUUAUCAGAAGGUGGAAAAGGAGCCGACGUCAGCAAGUCACACAAGGAGGGCGAGUUCGCCGGGCCCUGUUGCGAGCGGGGUGCGCUCAGAGCAGGCUGCGCUGCCUAGGUCGACGAGCAUGCAGACAGGGGCACAGGGCCCGACUGCUACGAAGCCUGCUGCAGCGGCAGCAACAAAGGCUAAACGGGACGUGCGGCGGAAAGCGGACGUCGAAGCUGAGGCCUUGGGGGCCAUCAUGCUGAUUCUCUGCGAGAACCCCUCCAUGAAAGCGUCAGGCUUAGGGGCCAAGCUCAUUGACCACGAUCGGAGUCUCAGCGAACAAGUCAAGAUCCACUUUGGCGGCGUCACGUCCUUCCUCAAGGCCCGCCCGGAGCUUUUCCACCUCUCGGACAAGACCGUCAAUCCGGGGGUGGCCCUUUUCACGGGGCAAGACUCCCCCGCACGCUCAACCCCUGCGCCCACCAAACCCGCGCCCAAAGCCCCCAGCGCAAAGGCAGCGACCUGGAUCGCUUCGAAGCAAGCCGCAGACGGGGGGGCGGCGACUGCAGUGAUACGAACUGUGAGCAGACCCCCCGUCCCGGAAGCAUCGGCAGCUGCGCACAGCCGAGCCGCGCAGUCUUCGUCAGGGGACGCCGGAAGUUACGGGGCGUCACAAAGCUAUGGGGGCUCUCGAAACGGUGCUGACGUGGCAUCACGAGGGGAGGACGUCAGCACGGGUUACGGCCGGCCGGGGGCGGGGAUCUUGUCUCCAAAGCCGGGAGGCCCUGUCAAUCCGGGAGGCAGCUUCCACAGCAGUGAGGGGCAGUCGUACGGCAGCGCAGACAGGGCCUCGACAUCCGGAAGAGGCCCCGUUCCUCAAACGGCUUACGGAAGCACGGGCAGCCAUAGGGAAGGGAACUGGAGGAGUUCCGCAAACAGGGCCCCAGGGGGCGAAUCCGCCGGUUUUAGUGCCCCCCCGGAGAGAGGUCCUUCGGGGUGGGACCAAAGUACAGAGAGCCGGGGGGUACACUCGGCUGCUUCCAGCUACCCCCCUGGGAGAGGUGCUUCGGAUUGGGGCCAAAGCGCGGACAGUAGGGGGGGCGAUUCCGGUGCUUCUAGCACCCCCCCGGGAACGGGCGGGCCGGCGAAGAAGGCGGAGUGGCACCUGUUUGUGACGCACCUGCCGCCGGACUGUCCAUAUGCGGAGCUGAAGGUGGUGCUGUCGCAGUUUGGGGAGGUACAUGGGCUGAGCCUGCCAAGAGGGAGAUUGUUUGGGUUCGUGAGGUUCACCAACCCGGAUAGCGCGCGGCAAGCACUUGCCCAAGGCUAUGCUGAGCUUGGAAGAAAGCGGAUCUUGCUGAAGAAAUACUCUUCAUAGUUGCAAGGGUGGAGAAUGGAUCCAUUUGUCACGACGUGAAGCACAAAUGUGCGGUCAGAAGCACAGCAAGCCAAUCGCAGACCGCGGUCUGACAGUCUGUUGUAUCAUUGGGCGCGUGGCAUAUUGAGCUGAACACUGGGAGCCUACAAGCCAAGUAACACCUUGAGUCGACCGUCUCAACAACUUAGCCCUGAUCAUGAACAAUUGAGCUGUGAUGCCAACAUGAGUGACUGUCA